CUGCCAUUGCGCCUCCUUCUCCCUCAAACAAAGGGCUGCACAUACGCAUACAGCUCGAAGUGUUUGUAAAAUAGAUAAAUGCAUCGUUCUUACCAAUAAAAAACACCUUUCAGCGAACACGAUGUUAGUAACGACAGAUGUAACCGCAAAAAAACACGAAGACGUCCGCGUCCUCGCGUGAUUUCACGUUUGCGGAAGUUGGAGCGGCAUGAGAGGCAGACAGAGCUGUCCGAGGUGCUGACACUAUUUGGGCAACAUGGAUGAACAUCAAGAGUCGUCCUCCUGUUUGACCAACGCCCAGAGCCCCAGCAGCAGCAGCCCUCCCUGUAGCAAACCUGGCAGCGCCCCACAAUGCAACGGGGUCCCAGAGCGACGGACGCUACUGCGGGUGUCUGAGUCCCAUGGACUGCAGUUGCUGGGCGUGCUCAGAUCUCUCAGGGAGCGAAGCAUGCUGUUCGACUUCACCAUUAAGGUCCAGGAUCACACGUUUCCCUGUCAUCGCUGUGUUCUUGCAGCAUGUAGUGAUUUCUUCAGUGCCAUGUUCGAGGUGGAUAUGCGAGAGCGUGAUGAUGGUUCGGUGAUCCUCGCUAACCAGUGUCCAGUGGCGGUGGCUUCUUUCCUGGAUUUUGCCUACUCUGGAGAGGUGCUCAUCACUGACAGCAACGUCGACAUGUUGUUUCAGCUCGCCUCUUUUCUACAGGUGUCAGUCCUGUCCAGGGCCUGCAGUGAUUUCUUAAUACAGACCAUGGAUCUCUGUAACUGCCUGUGUCUCUUGUCCCUGGCGGAGGCGUACGGCUCAACCUCCCUCCUUCAUAGUGCCAAUGAGUUUGUGCUUCAGAAUUUUUCUGACCUUUCCAAAAUCCAGGACUUCUUGGACAUGCAGAUAAAUAUCCUGGAGGCCUGCCUCAGGUCAGACACUCUGAACGUGCCCAGUGAGGAGGCAGUUGUGAUGUCUCUUCUUAGAUGGAUUCGCCACAAUCUCCCUGGAAGACAGAAGCAGUUACCAGGACUGUUGUCCCUAACCCGACUGCACCAUCUCCCUGCACGUGCUCUAAAGACCCUGCGUGAUUCUGACUCUCUCCUCUGUGAUGACGAGUCCUGUCUCACCCUGCUGUCAGAAGCCCAGAGCAGACAGGCUCAAUACGAUGGCCUGCUCACUGACGCCAGACCCGCCACCACACAGAGCUACAUCUACAUCCACAAGACGGAGGAGAAUGGUGAGAUCCGACACACAUUCUGCUACUGUCUGGAAACAGACCAGUGGAAAGAGCUGGGAACAGGACACGGAGAGGAAGCGACCACGAUGCCAGACCCACCAGGCUCUUACCUUACCAGCUAUGCUGAAAAGAUGUUUGUCACUGGUGGUUGUCGGGGUAACUGUUGCCGGGCAAUACGUCUCCAUGUAGCCGAACCGUUCCAUGAUGCCACUGAUGAGGUUUGGUGCUUCUGUCCUGUGACUUUAACCUGCACACCUGCUCCGGCCAUGCUGAAGCCCAGAACCAUGCACACGGCUGUGACCUGCCUCGACCGAGUGUAUGUUAUUGGGGGACGGAGCAAAGGAUCCAGAGGCGGGGCUCCCAGUCUGCUGGAGGUGGAGUAUUACAACCCCCUAAACCAGACCUGGAGCUCUGUCAGCCCGCUGCCCACUGCCAUUUUCUACCCUGAGGCCAGUGCUUGUGGCAGUUUUAUCUAUACGCUGGGAUCCGAGGUGGAAAUCACAGACUCCUUUAACCCCUCACUCGACCGCUUCUUCCGCUAUGAUGCCCAACAGGACCAGUGGAGCCUCCUGGUGGCAGAGUUUGGCCAGUUCUUUCAUGCUACACUAGUUAAGGCUGUGUCAAUUAACAAUACGCUACACCUCUGUGACCUGUCCACUUACAAGGUCUACAGUUUCUGCCCAGAGACUUGUGUGUGGAAGGGUGAAGGCUCAUUUGAAUGUGCUGGGUUUAAUGCUGGAGCAGUGGGCAUGAGAGACAGAAUCUACAUUCUGGGUGGAGACUAUUCACCUGAUGAGAUUACUGAUGAAGUUCAGGUGUACUACAGUGGGAAGAGUCAAUGGGAGGAAGUGGCACCCAUGCCCAGAGCACUCACCGAGUUCCACUGCCAGCUCAUUAGCUUCAACAGAUACAGAGACCCGUGGGCUGACACACAGCAGUGACACACAGACACACAUUAACGCAUGCAGCACACAUGUGAGUGGACGUGAAGCGCACCGUGCAUGAAUCAACUAUCGGCUUUCAAACAUGAGUGCAUGACGGAAGACUAACACGUCAAUCAAGAGAGAGACAAUCAGUUCAACUAACACCACAUCUCCUCUCACAGAACAUCAUAACAUGAGAGCACCUGAGGCGAAUAAUUUAUUUUUUUAUCUAAGGUAAAAUUCAUCCUUAAAGUUGUAUGCGUGAAGGACCUGCUGUUAUAAGACUUUUGUUGUGUCAGUCUAAAUAUGGCCCCUCCCGUGGAGGAACCAUAUUCAACAGAAUACUAUUUUAGAAAUCCUAUUUUAGUACCUUUUCUUUCUAAUUAAUAUGCUUAAUAUAGAGAAUCCACUCAAAAAAAAGCAUGUGCUAUAACUUUUUCAGCCCUCCUACUGCUAAAAAAAAAAAUCAAAACUUGCUUAUGUAACAAUUUUGACCUUUACUUUUCAGAAAUUUUGGAGUUUUGCAGCCUUCUGGCAGCCGUACACAAAGAUGCUAAAACACAAACAGUGUAUACAGUGGUCAUUUAGUUUGGUCUUUCUACUAAAAUUACUUUUAUUUCAUAGUUUUUUUUUGUUUUUGUUUUUAAAAAACAAUCUGUGGUAUUUUCAGAAAACUGUCUCAAUUGUUUGUUUUUUUGACAAAUCAUUUCUUCCAAGCUGAAGGAGAGCUAUUCAUUUGUAGUGCAGCCACUAUUUAAAACUGAGCUACAAAAAAUACUCGAGCCAGUACUCACAUUAAACAGCUUGCCUUUAUUCUCUUACUACAGUGUCAUGUUUCCAUGCAUGCCCUGCCUCUCCUCUCAUGGUGUACACAAUCCAACAUUUGGUUAAUGAAAAUGCGCAGCUUUAUCUGUACGGUAGUUGUUGACUCUGACUCUGUGACAUUCUGUAACUACAACAACAACAUCAAGAGUUAGAAACCACAAGGAGAAUAAUCUGGGCUUUGCGGUGUAAAUCAUGAAUGCAUAACAAGUUUGUGUGAUGAGACAGAAACCAAAUCCAAUGACUGAAAGACUGUUUAAUGGCAAGAAGUGAACAUAAACAUGAUGCUUCCUUA
Acanthochromis polyacanthus (spiny chromis) is the source of this 3257-nucleotide messenger RNA. It is a transcript of the gene kbtbd3, whose product is annotated as kelch repeat and BTB (POZ) domain containing 3. Lineage: Eukaryota; Metazoa; Chordata; Actinopteri; Pomacentridae. Gene Ontology annotation, molecular function: protein binding. The transcript has 10 exons. The record is from RefSeq and is a predicted model, not a curated record. The coding region runs from base 257 to 2158 and encodes 633 amino acids.